CUUUGUGAAAAUGGGAGACUGGAACUUUCUUGGUGGGAUUUUGGAGGAAGUGCAUAUCCACUCCACCAUGGUGGGCAAGAUCUGGCUGACCAUCCUGUUCAUCUUCCGGAUGCUGGUGCUCGGCGUGGCGGCAGAGGACGUGUGGAACGACGAGCAGGCCGACUUCAUCUGCAACACGGAGCAGCCGGGCUGCAGGAACGUCUGCUACGACCGUGCAUUCCCCAUCUCCCUCAUCCGCUACUGGGUGCUGCAGGUCAUCUUCGUGUCCUCGCCCUCGCUGGUCUACAUGGGCCACGCCAUCUACCAGCUGCGGGCGCUGGAGAAGGAGCGCCACUGUAAGAAGGCGGCGCUGCGGCGCGAGCUGGAGGGCGUGGACGUGGAGCUGCUGGAGGCCCGGAGGAGGAUGGAGAGGGAGAUGAGACAGCUGGAGCAGGGGAAGCUGAACAAGGCUCCUCUCAGGGGCUCGCUGCUCCGCACCUACGUGGCCCACAUCGCCACCCGCUCAGUGGUGGAGGUGGGCUUCAUGAUGGGCCAGUACCUCCUGUACGGUCACCAGCUUGGUCCUCUCUAUAAAUGCGACAGGGAACCUUGCCCUAACGUGGUGGACUGCUUUGUCUCUCGGCCCACAGAAAAGAGCGUGUUCAUGGUGUUCAUGCAGGGUAUUGCAGCCGUGUCCUUGUUCCUCAGCCUGCUGGAGAUCAUGCACCUGGGCUACAAGAAGCUGAAGAAGGGGAUCCUGGACUUCUACCCUCACCUCCAGGACGACCUGGACGACUACUACGUGGGCAAGUCCAAGAAGAACUCUGUGGUUCAUCAGACGUGUCUGGGGACCUCCGGGGGCCGCAAGGCCACCAUUCCCACCGUGCCCAGCGGCUACACCCUCCUGCUGGAGAAACAAGGGAACGGCCCCAACUACCCCCUCCUCAACGCCUGCUCCGCCUUCGUCCCCAUACAAGACGCCCCCAGAGCCAAACCAGGAUCAGACACCAAAGAGGUGGUGAUGCCCAGUUCUGUGGAGCACAACAGCAACUCCAACAACACCAGCAGCGAGGCCCGCUCCCCUGCUCCGGACCAGCACCUCUCCCCUGCUCCGGACCAGCACCUCUCUCCUGCUCCGGACCAGCACCACCCCCCUCCCUCCCACUGUGAGGAUGUGGAGUCUGGGAGCCCUGAGUACCCCACCCUGCCGGUGGCCAGCGCCUCCUCCUGCUCCAGCCUGUCAGGCUUCACCAGGAAGCCGCGGAGGGAGAGCGCGCCGUGGAAUUGCACCACAGUGGUGGAGGGGAACGGUUCAGACAGUGGUGACUCUUACCCAGGGAACAUGAAGCCUCGCUGCAGCUUGGCAGCCAGCCGGACCAGAGCCUUCUCUAAGCCCGACCUCAAGAGACUGAGGAGGGCCCGGAGCCCAGACUCUACCGGGGAGCUGAGCUCUGCGUCUCAGCACAGCCACGACAGCCCUGCCGCCUUCUCUCCCAACCGCAGAGUGUCAUUGGCAAGUAACGCCAGCAGCAGGCGAGCCACAACUGACCUGCAAAUCUAA
Hypomesus transpacificus is the source of this 1540-nucleotide messenger RNA. RefSeq names its product gap junction alpha-9 protein-like. Gene Ontology annotation, cellular component: connexin complex. Gene Ontology annotation, biological process: cell communication. The transcript has a single exon. The record is from RefSeq and is a predicted model, not a curated record. NCBI's taxonomy places the organism in Eukaryota, Metazoa, Chordata, Actinopteri, Osmeriformes, Osmeridae. The coding region runs from base 11 to 1540 and encodes 509 amino acids.